Molecule: messenger RNA, 1395 nt
Organism: Quercus robur (English oak)
Lineage: Eukaryota; Viridiplantae; Streptophyta; Magnoliopsida; Fagales; Fagaceae
Product: probable aldo-keto reductase 1
Exons: 8
Coding region: 123-1157 (344 amino acids)
Cellular component (GO): cytoplasm
Source: RefSeq, a predicted model, not a curated record
CUAUAAAUAUGUGCAGUGGCUGCCACUGACAGCAGUUAUCACUUAUUCUCACUUCAACUCCUAAUCCUAGGGAAAUCCUAAGACAUUGAAAAUCUUCAAAAGAAAAACACAGAAUUUGGAAGAUGGCAGAAGGGAAAGAAGUCCAAAUUCCAAAGGUGAAACUGGGCAAUCAAGGCUUUGAGGUCUCAAAGCUGGGGUUUGGAUGUAUGUCCCUGACUGGAGCCUACAAUUCUCCUAUCCCUGAGGAGGACGGGAUCUCAAUAAUAAAGUACGCUUUCAGUAAGGGUAUCACUUUCUUUGAUACAUCUGACGCUUAUGGACCCCAUUCUAAUGAAAUUCUGCUGGGAAAGGCCUUGAAGCAGUUGCCAAGAGAGAAAAUUCAGAUAGCCACCAAAUUUGGCAUUGAAAAAGUAGGAUUUCCUCACAUGCAAGUUAACGGUAGCCCUGAGUAUGUUCGCUCAUGCUGUGAGGCUAGCUUGAAGCGUCUUGAUGUGCAAUACAUUGAUCUGUAUUAUCAACAUCGGGUAGACACAAAAGUACCCAUAGAAGACACUGUUGGUGAACUUAAGAAACUGGUAAAUGAGGGAAAAGUCAAGUAUAUUGGUCUAUCUGAAGCCAGCCCUGAUACAAUAAGGAGGGCACAUGCUGUGCAUCCCAUCACAGCUGUACAAAUGGAGUGGUCUAUCUGGACUCGUGAUAUUGAGGACGAGAUAAUUCCACUAUGCAGGGAGCUUGGCAUUGGAAUAGUUCCAUAUAGUCCUCUUGGCCGUGGUUUUUUUGCUGGCAAAGGAGUUGUGGAAAAUUUGGAUGCAAAUAGCUCCUUGGCGUUGCACCCUCGUUUCCAAGGAGAAAAUUUGGACAAGAACAAGACCAUUUAUAGUCGCAUUGAAAACCUUGCUAGAAAGCACCAAUGCUCUCCUGCUCAGCUAGCUCUUGCAUGGGUUUUCAAACAGGGACAAGACGUUGCACCCAUACCUGGGACAAGUAAGAUCAAGAACCUGGAAAACAAUAUCGGCUCUUUGAACGUGAAACUUACAGAAGAAGACCUGAAGGAGAUAUCAGAUGCUGUACCAAUCAAAGAUGUGGCAGGUGGAAGAAGCUAUCAAAACAUGGAUCAUUUUCAAUGGAAGUUCGCUAACACUCCUCCUAAAAAUUAAUUAUCUCCACUAUGGAGCUGUCCAUUUCACUUGGAUAAUGCUAUGUUUUUGUGAAGUGAAUGGCUAGAUUUAUGUUAAUAACUAGCUGUGUAUUCACUCAGCAGAUUAGGAACACUAUUAUGUCUUUCUCAAAAAAGAAAAAGAAAAAGGAACACUAUCAUGUAAACUUUUUGAGAAUAAUACCAACGUGGUUGCUUUAUGUCACGCUCUAUUGGAUGUUUUGAUAGUUUGUUCCUCA